CCCCUUGGUUCUUUUUUUUUAUUAUUUUUAUUAUUUUUUUUACUUUUCUUGCCUUUGAAAUAGCAAGAGAUGCAUCACAAGCUGCAACACAUGAACCCACACUGGCCCCAGCCAGCUGACAGCAGCAGAUGAGGAAACUGCCUGCUUUUAAUCUUUUAAUCACCAGAAUUAGAACCAGCAACAUGCUACUGAUGAUUUUUUCCUUCAUAGAAAACUGUCUGAUGCCUGAUUUGAAGCUCACUUUCUUCUAAGGCAGAAGAGCAGCCUGUGACUGACACAAAACUCACUGUAAAUGAAGAUUUUAUUAUUUUUUUUUAUGUUUCUAUUUGCAAAAUCGAUUAACAAAAACUCCUGCUUGAUUCCAUCCCAUGUGCACAACAACAACUUGGAAAGCUUUUUUUUCUUCUUUUUUUCUUUUCCUCCUUUUUUGCAACCUUUGCUCUGUCAGGUCUGUAAUCCCUUGUGAAUUCAAGUCCUUUGCUGACAAUGAAUACCACACACUUUGCCUUUUCAUUUCAGCCUGUGCUGCUUAAUGUCACCGAAGACUUCAAUGACUCAAUUCUCAACAACAGAAGCGGCGAUGGAUUUUGUGAGCAGGUCUUCAUAAAAGCUGAGGUCUUCUUGACUUUAGGGAUCAUCAGCCUGCUGGAAAACAUCCUUGUCAUUCUUGCAGUGCUGAAGAAUGGAAACCUACAUUCUCCCAUGUAUUUCUUCCUGUGUAGCUUGGCUGUGGCAGAUAUGUUAGUGAGCAUGUCAAAUGCCUUGGAGACCAUCAUGAUUGCAAUCCUGAGCAACGGCUAUUUGAUCAUUGAUGACCACUUUAUUCAGCAUAUGGACAAUGUGUUUGACUCGAUGAUAUGUAUUUCUUUGGUAGCCUCAAUUUGCAACCUCUUGGUUAUAGCCAUUGACAGGUACAUAACUAUUUUCUAUGCUCUCCGUUACCACAGUAUCAUGACAGUGAAGAAAGCUUUAACCCUGAUUGUGGUCAUUUGGAUCGCUUGCAUCGUCUGCGGCAUCAUAUUCAUUGCCUACUCAGAAAGCAAAACUGUCAUUGUCUGUCUCAUCACAAUGUUCUUUACCAUGCUCUUUCUCAUGGCCUCCCUUUAUGUUCACAUGUUCUUGUUUGCACGCCUGCAUGUUAAGCGGAUCGCUGCCCUCCCUGUGGACGGGGUGCCCUACCAGCGUACUUGCAUGAAAGGAGCUGUCACCAUCACUAUAUUACUAGGUGUCUUCAUUGUUUGCUGGGCACCUUUCUUCCUUCACCUCAUUCUCAUUAUUUCUUGCCCAAUGAAUCCAUACUGUGUCUGCUACACUUCACAUUUCAAUACCUAUCUGGUCUUGAUAAUGUGCAACUCAGUAAUUGAUCCGCUUAUUUAUGCCUUCCGGAGCCUGGAGAUGAGAAAGACUUUCAAAGAAAUAGUGUGUUGCUGUUACGGCAUGAGUGUGGGACAGUGCAUGCUGUGAACAUCUGGCUUUGUGUUGAGAAUAGAGAGAGGAUACAUACAAUAAGUGUAUGAAUAUAUACAUGUAUGCCGAUACCUAGCAAGUUCAUUUUAAAAGCUGUGCUUGAAGGAAGGGCACAGGGAAAAAAAAAAAAAAAGAAAGAAAAAAUGAAAAGAAAUAUAUAUAUAUAUAUAUUUAAUGCCUUGAUUUAUACUUUUCAAAAUGAGAAUGAUUCAACUAAAUGAUUUGAAGUUAUUUAAAUAGUUGUAACAAAAUUAAAUCCAAAGCAGUUUGCAAAAUAGAUCAAAAAACUUACUGGGAAAAAAAAAUCCUGAAAGUAAAUGCUACCUUACAGAGAAUGGAAUAAUAUUGUGCCUCUACCCUUCAUUUGUACCUGUUGCUUUAUCUCUGUGCCUCUGUCAACAAAGUCAGUGUUUACUAAGAGUCCAUUAGUAACCUCUAUGAAAAGCUAUUCACUUGCAAGACAAAUUAAUCGAAACAAAUCAAACCACUGAUAGGUAACAGCACGGCUGUACAGUAACUCCAACGUCUCUGUCUUUUAAUAAAGGAUUAGAUUGACAUUCAUGCUGCUUGCUAUUAAGUCAACUGAGAAAAGUCUUAAAAGGAUCAAAGUAAGCAGUUGCCUGGCACUGAAAUAUUCUUUCAGUAGAAGUCAGCUAAGUGAAACUGAACAACUAUUGUAUAAGUGAUAGUGUGAUUUGAACAGCUGACUGAUAGAAGUGACUCAUUUAAGAAGGCAUCUACAUUGCUUAUUGUGAUAUAGGAGUAUUAUAUCCUCUAAAGUUAAAAAAA
Oxyura jamaicensis (ruddy duck) is the source of this 2256-nucleotide messenger RNA. RefSeq names its product melanocortin 3 receptor (gene MC3R). The record is from RefSeq and is a predicted model, not a curated record. NCBI's taxonomy places the organism in Eukaryota, Metazoa, Chordata, Aves, Anseriformes, Anatidae. The coding region runs from base 487 to 1464 and encodes 325 amino acids. Gene Ontology annotation, molecular function: peptide hormone binding; melanocyte-stimulating hormone receptor activity. Gene Ontology annotation, biological process: G protein-coupled receptor signaling pathway. The transcript has a single exon. Gene Ontology annotation, cellular component: membrane.